AUGGAGAACUCAACAGAGAGUUUGUCAUUUGUGUUGGCUAUGUAUGGUGACACAGGACAGUUAAAGUACCUGUACUUUACUCUGGCUGUGAUAUUUUACAUAUCAGUGAUUGUUGCAAACUCUGUGCUUAUUAUCGUUAUUUAUACAGACAAAAAUCUCCAUGAACCUAUGUAUUUAUUCUUGUGUAGUUUAUUUGUUAAUGAAAUAUACGGCAGCACAUCUUUGCUGCCCUGCUUUAUGGUGCAUAUAUUGUCAGACACACAUGGCAUUUCUGCCUCCUUCUGCUUCAUUCAAAUAUUUAACAUUCAUUCAUAUGGAGCUAUUGAAUUUGGAACAUUAACAAUUAUGGCACAUGACAGAUAUGUAUGCAUUUGUAAACCUUUACAUUACAACAGCAUAAUUACAAAAAGGAAAGUACAAAUUGUCAUAUCAUUUAUCUGGAUAUUUUGUUUUGUGGAGAUUGGAGUUUUAUUGUCUUUUACUAUUCGUUUAAAUUUUUGUGGGACUGUUAUCAACAAAGUUUUCUGUGUACAUCACUUAGUUGUUGACCUUUCUUGUUCAUCAGACAGAACAGUGUCACUCGUUCAUGAUGUGUUUUUUGGUCUUAUUUUCUCUGUCGUUGGUCCUGUCAGUUAUAUUUCAUACAGUUACGUCAAUAUUUUUUCAGUGUGUUUAAAAGGUUCCAAAGAGACCAGAAUGAAGGCUUUAGAAACCUGCACUCCACAUUUCGUUUCACUCACUAGCUUUGUGUUUGCCUGUUUUUAUAGUAUGAUCAGUCAGAGAUUUGACGCGUCCACAGUGCCGUACCCUCUCUGUGUUUUCUUGUCUACGUAUGCGAUGGUCAUUCAGCCUCUUCUUAAUCCUGUAAUUUAUGGUCUCAAACUGUCAAAAAUUAAACAUGCUUGUAAAAAUGUGUUGACAUUAAAAACAUCACAACUCUACAUUUUUCCUGAAGCUUAUUUAAAUUCCACAGAAGCAACACUGGGCCAUGCUGCACAAACAACUCUGGACUGGGCUAUGCCGGUGUGGAGCAAGCCGGCUGAAGAUUGGGAAAACAAACAUUUGGAACUGGAGGGAUGUGAAGAGGAGGAAAGAGGGAUGGAGUGA
Molecule: messenger RNA, 1107 nt
Organism: Limanda limanda (common dab)
Lineage: Eukaryota; Metazoa; Chordata; Actinopteri; Pleuronectiformes; Pleuronectidae
Product: olfactory receptor 4B13-like
Exons: 2
Coding region: 1-1107 (368 amino acids)
Biological process (GO): G protein-coupled receptor signaling pathway
Cellular component (GO): membrane
Molecular function (GO): olfactory receptor activity; G protein-coupled receptor activity
Source: RefSeq, a predicted model, not a curated record